Molecule: messenger RNA, 2685 nt
Organism: Pogona vitticeps (central bearded dragon)
Lineage: Eukaryota; Metazoa; Chordata; Lepidosauria; Squamata; Agamidae
Source: RefSeq, a predicted model, not a curated record
CACUCCUAUUGCAGGCAUGGCUGCAGUUGUAUGGCUACCUCCCAAAGGCCAGCCGCCAGAUGUCCACACUGCGCUCGGCUCAGAUCCUUUCCUCCGCCGUUUCUGAGAUGCAGAGUUUUUAUGGCAUCCCUGUGACAGGGAUUUUGGAUGAGGAGACGAAAGCAUGGAUGAAACGGCCUCGGUGCGGAGUCCCUGACAAGAUUGGCGCUCAGGUCAAAGCGAACAUGCGGCGAAAGCGGUAUGCGCUGACGGGGCGGAAGUGGAAUGAGACUCACCUGACUUUUAGCAUCCAGAACUACACAGAGAAACUGGGACCCUUCCACUCUUACGACGCCCUCCGGAAGGCUUUCCGCGUGUGGGAGCAGGCGACCCCGCUAGUCUUCCAUGAGAUCCCGUAUGAUGAAAUCCGGCAAAAGAGAAGAAGGGAGGCCGACAUCAUGGUGCUCUUUGCCUCUGGAUUCCACAGGGAUAGCUCUCCGUUCGAUGGGGCUGGGGGCUUCCUGGCCCACGCCUACUUCCCAGGAACUGGAUUGGGAGGGGAUGCCCACUUUGAUUUGGAUGAACCCUGGACGCUGGAAAAUGCCGACGUCGCUGGGAACAACCUCUUCCUAGUGGCGGUCCACGAACUGGGCCAUUCGCUCGGCCUGGAGCAUUCCAGCAACCCCAGUGCUAUUAUGGCUCCUUUCUACCAAUGGAUGGACACCGAGAACUUCCAGCUUCCUGAAGACGAUCUUCGAGGCAUCCAGCAGCUGUACGGUACUCCAGGGGGCCAGCCUCACCCCACAAAGCCCCUCCCCACGGUGAUGCCCAGAAGUCCCGAUCACAAGCCCCCCAGGCUACCACCCCCCGGCAAGCCAGCCCAGCCUCCCAGGCCAGGCAAUCCCGACCAGUAUGAGCCCAACAUUUGCGAUGGCGACUUCGACACGGUGACGGUGCUGCGUGGGGAAAUGUUCGUGUUUAAGGGCCGCUGGUUCUGGAGAGUCCGGCAUAACCGGGUGCUGGACAAUUACCCUAUGCCCGUGGGUCACUUCUGGAGGGGCCUCCCUGGUAACAUUGACGCUGCUUACGAGAGGCAAGAUGGUCGGUUUGCAUUCUUCAAAGGGAAUCAGUACUGGCUUUUCCGUGAAGCGAAUCUGGAGCCCGGUUACCCACAGCCGUUGACUAGCUACGGGCUGGGCAUUCCUUACGAUAAGGUGGACGCUGUCAUCUGGUGGGAGCCCACGGGGCAUACCUUCUUCUUCAGAGGGGACAGGUAUUGGCGCUUUAAUGAGGAGAGCCAUACGGUGGAUCAAGGCUACCCGAGAAAGAUCAGUGUGUGGGCGGGUGUCCCCCAUACGCCCAAAGGAGUCUUUUUGAGUGCUGAUGCAACCUACACUUAUUUCUACAAAGGCAGGGUGUACUGGAAGUUUGACAACGAGCGGCUGAAGACGGAGCCCGGCUACCCCAAGUCCAUUCUGCGGGACUUCAUGGGGUGCCACGAGGAGGUCCCUGUGAACCCCGACCCUGGCCGCAGAUGGCCCGACGUGGCCAAGCCUCCCUUCCAUCCAGACGGCGCAGGGCGGGAGAAGGAUGAGGAGGGGGUCGAAGAGGAAGAACACGUGGACGCGGGCCCGGCGGAGAAAGAUGAAAAAGAUGCUGAGGGCGAUUACGGCGAUGGCGCAGACAACGACCGAGAGCAGGGCCCUGGCCGUGACAAUAGCAACGACGUGGAUAUUGUGGUGCAUAUUAAUGAUUAUCCCUUGACCCUGAGCGUCGUCAUGGUGACGGUGCUGCUGCUGCUCCUCCUUUGCAUUCUCGGCCUUGUCUACGUGAUGGUACAGCUGCAACGCAAGGGCCCCCCUCGUAUGCUUCUCUACUGCAAGCGGUCCCUCCAGGACUGGGUCUAAAGCCGGAUCAUCCUCACAGGUGGCCUCGGGGGGGGGGUCUCCUUCCUCUCCAUCUCCGAGAAGCCGUCCUGAGUCACAAGAGCUGCUGAGGUCUUCCCUCCCGAGGGAGAACCUUUUGAGGUGCCUGGGUGCCGGGCGGGUUGCUUCCUCUUCCCCGGACCUCGUCGCUUCCGGUAGAAUUGAAGACGGUCGCCAGGAAGGCUCUGUGCUUCGUACCUGUGUGCCUCGGCCUUGACUGGGAAUUGGGUGGGGGUGAGUGGCUGUUUUCCUCUACGGACAACGCAGUAGGCUUCAAGCGAUGCUCUGCACCCCUUUUGGAAAGAGCGGGCCCUCCCUAAACCCCGUGUGGACGUGUGGUUUCCUAAUAAUGUACUACUGGACAUCGGUCCUCCAGAUCCCGUUUCCUGCUCUAGGAUCGAGUCUGUGCUUGUUGACCCAGAACGGUGUUUGUAAGGGCCGUGAACGGACGAGGCUGAAUAUAUUCUCUCCCUUUCGUGCAUGUGCUCUAGAAAUGUCGGCCUGACACCUGUCGGCCUUGUGGGAGUGCAGGGCGAUCUUUCGUUCCCCCCCCCCGCCGAGGGCCAGUUGCAAACACAUGCUUCUUCUAACAGCUGCCUUUGACGGAGGGCCGUGCCCUUGAGUGGCUAGCAUCCGCCGAUGUACAGAGCAAUCGAUAUCCUGAAAACCUUGACGUUGAUUUUUUUUGGUAGCUCGUUUUCACCCAGUAGCCUUGUUUGGUUGCAAAGCAAAACUUGGAAAAUGUUUUUUUCCCCUAUUGUAAAAAAUUGCUAGUUGUUUA